GUAAUUUGUGUUAUACCAAAAUUCUGCCAUGGGAAGCCAGGUACGCCACUUGCGAGGAGAAUCAUGCACAUAGCAACGAAGAAACAUCUCUAAGCAUUGGUUAACUCGUUCACUUUGCCCAUCUGUUUGGGGGUGAUAUGCGGUGGUAAACUGAAGUUUGGUGCCCACAUACUGGUGAAGAUCACGCCAAAACAAGCUGGUGAAUAUCUUAUCGCGAUCUGAAGUGAUAGUUCCAGGAAUGCCAUGUAGCUUGAAGAUGUAAUCAAUGAAGAUUUUGGCAACCUGGGGAGCAUUGAAAGGGUGCUUCAGGGGCACGAAAUGUGCGUACUUGGAAAACCUGUCCACGGCCCCUUCAGACAUGGGUAAGCCCUCUAUGAAGUCCAUGGUGAGGUCUUUCCAGGGUCUUGAUGGAACAGGUAAAGGUUGAAGCAAUCCAGGGGAAGCACAAUGCUCAUGUUUGGCCAUUUGACAAACUGCACACUGCUUGACAUGAUUUUCCACUGCCAGUUUUAAGCCAUGCCAUGCAAAUAGACGUUUCACGCGCUGGUACGUGGCUUUAAUGCCUGAAUGACCCCCAACUGCCCCCGAGUGAAAUGCUGCAAUUAACUUAGUUUGGAGGGCUGAGUUGCAACCGAUCCAGAUACGCCCGCCCUUCCGGAUGAGGCCGUCAUGCAGGGUAAAACCAUUUUCAUUGGGAGAUUUCACUGCCAAUGCAGCCAAUUUCUCCUGAGCAGCUGCAUCUGUCGUGUAGGAGUUGAGAACCUCCUGAAUCCAAGAAGGCUGGACUGUCGAGACAGUGCGCAUUGCUAGUAGCUGUGCAACACGGGACAAAGAAUCAGCAGCCAGAUUUUCAGCUCCCUUCCGAUACACGAUCUUGAACUGGAGACCCAUCAAUUUGGUCAUAGCUUUACGUUGCAUUGUGGAGUCUAGCUGUUGAGCAUCCAAAUAAGUCAAACUGUGGUGGUUUGUCUUUAUAAUAAAUUCUUUGCGUUGCAAAUACUGACGCCACUUGUCCACCGCCAAAAUCAAAGCCAAAAAUUCCUUUUCAUAAAUUGAGAGUUGUUGAUAUUUAGGGCAUAAAGCUUUACUAAGAAACGCAAUGGGGUGACCUUCUUGCAUUAAAACUGCACCAAUUCCAUUGUGACAAGCAUCUGUUUCUACCACAAACUGUUUGUCGUAAUCAGGAAGAGCAAGCACGGGAGUUGUCAUCAUGGCUUCCUUCAGUUGUGCAAAUGCUGAUGUAGCUGCAGGUGUCCAAACAAAAGCUUUCUUCUUCAGCAUAUUGGUCAAAGGUUUGGCAAUGACUCCAUAGUUGCGCACAAAGUUCCUGUAGUAGCCGGUCAAUCCAAUGAAACCUCUUAACUCAGUGACAUUUGUGGGCUGAGGCCAUUCUUGCAUUGCUUGUGUUUUCUUAGGGUCAGUUGCCACACCACAAUCAGAAAUGAUGUGACCGAGGUAUUCCAAACUACGUUGAGCAAACGAGCACUUGGAGCUCUUCACAUAAAACUUAUUAGCUUGCAGGACAUCCAAAACUUGAGUAAUGUGCUGCACAUGGGAUUCAAGAGAGGGACUGUAGAUCAGUAUGUCAUCCAUGAAUACAAGUACAGAACGGCGCAAGAAUGGACGAAGGACGGUGUUCAUCACACACUGAAAUGUUGCCGGGGCAUUUGUUAAACCAAAGGGCAUGACUUUGAACUGAUAAUGUCCUUGAUGAGUUUUGAAGGCUGUUUUCACUUCAUCCUCUGGUUUCAUUCUGAUUUGAUGGUAUCCUGCUCGUAAAUCUAGCUUGGAGAAGUAUUUGGAACCUACUAAUUCAUCAAGCAACUCAUCUAUCACUGGCAUGGGAAACUUAUUUUUCAUAGUGAGGUCAUUCAGACGUCGAUAAUCGACGCAGAAUCUCCACGAGCCAUCCUUCUUCUGAACCAAGAGGACAGGUGAUGCAAAUGGGCUCAUACUAGGAAUAAUGACACCCGCAUCCAGCAUUGCCUUUACUUGUUUUUCAAUUUCAUCCUUAUGCAACGGAGAGUACCGAUAGGGUCGAGCAUUGACUGGUGCUGCAUUGGGCUUUAGGGUAAUGGCAUGAUCAUAUUCCCGAAUAGGUGGAAGUGUUAUUGGUUCCUGAAAUACAUCGUCAUAUUUUAGCAGUACUUCAGUGACCUGUUCUGGCACCGCAGCGUGAGAUAUCUCCUCCACUAGUUGGACAACAGCCAUGGCCCAAAUAUCAUUUCCUUUUGUCCAUUUCAAGAAUUGCUUUGGUGGCAGCUCAAGCACUUCUUGUUGUGAGGGAGAAUUCACACCUUUAAGAGUGAUUUCCUUUCCGUUAUACUCAAAGGUGAGGUGUUGAUCAACCCAAUUGCACUUCAUUGGUUGCUUCUGUGCUUUAAGCCAAUCCAUCCCAAUGACCGCGUCAUACGCACCCAUGGGCAACACCCGGAAGUUAGCCGUCAAAGUAUGUCCAUUUGCCCACCAUGACAUGUCAGGAAUCCAAGAAUCACACUGUAUAUAUUGCCCAUUGGCCACCCGGACAGUUGAUGUUGGGAUAGGCUGCACCUUGUGUUUGGUCCUAUCCACAAAUGAUGCAUUGAUGAAACUAUGGCUGCUGCCGGAGUCAAUCAGUAGGAGCAUCACCUGGUUAUCAACCAAAGCCCGAACUCGACCUGUAUCCGCUGAUUCCUCCCCAGACAUAGCAUUGAGAGGUAAACUCAUAUGUUCAGCCUCCAGCAUUUCCAAUAUUUCAUCAGAGAGAAAGUUACUUGUUUCUUCUACCUGCAUCCCUUGCAGUUCCGCCAUUUUCUUCCCACAAAUAUGAGUUGGAUCGUACUUCUCGCCACAUUUAAAACACAGUCCAUUGGCACGACGAUAGUCCCUUAACUGUCUGUCCUUCCAGAGUUCAUUUGGCUUGUUAGCAGGGCGAGGUAGAUCAACUUUCAACCCCGCCCCAUCUGCUUUGUUGUAGGUCUGACGGUGUCCCCAUGGUUUGGAUCGAGCUAACACAUCCUGCUGCACCUUCGCUAGCAACAUGGCCCGAUGUAAGGACUCAGAUAGACAUCUUGAAGCGGUUGCAGCGACAAGCAUUUUCUGAUAUAAUGCAGCUGAGGGAGAGACAAGAGAAAGUUGAAAGAGUGCUCACACUGUUCAAAACUAGCAAAAGUGGUCCAUUUGCAGAAGAAACCACCCGGGUCAAGGGCCUUAUCAAUUUUUCUGGUGCUCUAGCACUAAAAGGCAAAGAAGACGUGGCACCAGAUAGCUCAGGAGCAACUUCGGGUAUCAGUUCACAGUUUGCGUUCAAGACCACUGUUCGAAAGAAGGACUCUCUCUUGGCAGAGCUUACCACCGAUUCUAGAUGCUUAUCUCAAGAAAAUGAUCUCAUUGGGAGCCCUCUUGUGUUGUCAAAGGUGAUGUACCUGGCAAAUAUGGGUGACUGCUUGUCUGCUGCAGCCAUACCAGUAGGAGCAAGGUGUGAUGAUUUUUCAACUGAUCCAAGCCUACAAGAGGGGCAUUGGCUUGCCGGUUUCCAUUUCACACUGCGACCACCUUUGCUGCUGAAGCGCCACAAGCAUGCUGCCGGCCUAAUACUGCGGUCACAGAACUUUGCGGCUUCUCUUGCUGAGUUGAUUUCAACAACUGGGAAAAGCUCAGGUGAAGUUGGUAGCAUUUUCACCGGAUUUGGACAAAUUUCAUGCCGGAUGCGUGAUGAAAUAAAGUUGACUAUGUCUGCGGCUUGGCAUGGGCCGUGUCUAAUUCCUCGAAAAAGCAAACCAACUGCUGGAGGGUGCAUCGAUUUGGAACUAAAGAUGGAUGAGGACUCAAGAAUUGGGGCUUGGGUCGAGGUUAAGAAGUCGAACCCGAGGCUACUGAAUUGGGCCUUCACGCUGUCAGAUACACCAGAAAAUGACCUAGGCUGGGGUGUGAGCCUGCGGAGAGUUUCGGAAGGGGCACGGGGACGGAUUCAGCUGGAAGGCUUUCUGAAUUUACAUGUAGGCGAGAAGGCCACCUUGCAGCCUGGUGUCGUGUUCAACUUGAUUGGGAGGAGAUGUGCACCGGCUGUUGUGCUCCAGUCAAGUUGGUUCUUGUAGACAUGAAUGUUUUUAGUGUGCUUCUUCUAAGAUUGUAGAGACGUUUGGUAGAUCAGCAAAUGUAGAAACAAUCAUUUGUAUCAUCACAAAGAAUGACAUUCAUUGUCAUUAUUAUUGUCUACUAUGAUUGGUCUUGUUA
Molecule: messenger RNA, 4215 nt
Organism: Brachypodium distachyon (stiff brome)
Lineage: Eukaryota; Viridiplantae; Streptophyta; Magnoliopsida; Poales; Poaceae
Exons: 3
Coding region: 2973-4076 (367 amino acids)
Source: RefSeq, a predicted model, not a curated record